UUUAAUAAUCAACAAAAUCAAAAUGUAUCCAUUUGGUUCCGGCAUGCCACAACCACACCCACAAUCCUCAAAUUCGCCAUAUAAUAAUCAAAAUCCUGGUAUGCCAGUUGGUGUACCAUUCGGCGCAGGUUGGGUAGCACCCUCCCAUCAAUCUCCACCACCACAUCAACAAAAUCACCCACAUCAACAACAUCACCCACACCAACCAAACUUACAUUAUCAACAAUUACCCACAACACAUAUUACACAACCCCCUUAUCCCGCUCAUUCAUCUCAUAAUCCCGCACCUUAUCCAACAUCUUCUCCAUAUCCAGCACCAGCACCAUAUCCUAAUUCACAUACAGCUCCCUAUCCUGGUUCAUCCUACCCACAUAACCCCCAACAAUCUCCAUAUCCAACAGCAAAUACUAGCAGCCCCUAUCCUACACACAAUCAAAAUGCACAUUAUAAUCAUCCCGAUUCACAUCACUCAUAUGCGCCAACCCAUGGAUAUACACCAGUACAGACUCCAGGUGGUUAUGAAUCACCUGCCGGUAAUAUGGCACAUUGUUUUGAAGAGCUUGCUCAUCGUCAGGGCCAUGUCCAGUUUCAUGGUCAUUCACCGUUUGCUCGCAAAGAGGGCACUCCAACUAUUUUUCCACCUCAAAGUUUUGAUUCCGUUAAAGAUGCUCAUGAUUUGCGUAAGGCAAUGAAAGGUUUUGGAACUGAUGAAGAUGCACUCAUCAAUAUUAUUUGUCGCCGAACAAAUGAACAACGACAGGAAAUACAACGUCAAUAUAAAACUCAUUUUGGUAAAGAUCUGAUCGAGGAUAUUAAAUCAGAAACAAGUGGUAAUUUCGAGAAGUUACUUGUUGGCCUCUUACGUCCCAUUGUGGACUACUAUUGUGCUGAAUUGAAUGAUGCAAUGGCUGGCAUUGGUACUGAUGAAGAUGUGCUUAUAGAAAUCUUAUGUACACUAUCUAAUAUGGAAAUACACACUAUUAAAAAUCAAUAUUUACGUUUGUAUGGUGCUCACUUGGAAUCUGAACUAAAAUCCGAGACAUCUGGCAAUUUUAAACGUCUUUUGAUUUCACUCUGUACAGCAGCACGUGAUGAAAGUGGACACACUGACGCAGGAACUGCACAAAAUGAUGCUAGAGAAUUACUAAAAGCUGGUGAAUUACGUGUAGGCACUGAUGAAAGCAUGUUUAAUAUGAUUUUGUGCCAACGUAAUUAUCAACAAUUGCGUCUGAUAUUCCAAGAAUAUGAACGUAUGACAGGACAUACACUGGAAAAAGCUAUUAAAAAAGAAUUUUCCGGUGAUAUUAUGGAAGGUUUAAUCGCCAUCUAUAGAUGCGUUAAUAAUAAAACCGAAUAUUUUGCAUCUCGUUUACACAAGAGUAUGGCUGGUAUUGGCACAAAUGAUAAACAAUUGAUACGCGUUAUAAUAACACGUAGUGAGAUCGAUUUGGCCGAUAUAAAAACUACAUUCGAACGUAUGUACGGCAAAAGCUUGAAGAGCUGGAUUAAGGGUGAUACCUCUGGACAUUACAAGCACGCUUUGUAUGCUUUAGUCGGUGAACAACGUUCUUCAUAAAUAAUCUCCAGCUACAUAAAUUCACAAUGGGCCAAAAUCUCUACUAACUUUUUUACAUAUAUUAUAUUAAAUCUAAGUAAUAUUUUCGAAUAUUUAAAAUUAUAAUUGAAUUAAUGUCCUAAGUUACAUAUAAACAUAAUUUCAUUACCAUAAUAUUCAAAACGUAAUAUAAAAGUUUGUACAGGAUAUAUAAAAAUAUUUUCAUUGUAUAUUUAAAAAUCAAAUAACUAUAACUAUAACGUGCUUUGGCUUAAAAUAAUUUAUUAUAGAAUUUUUUACAAAAAUAUUUCAUUAUAUUAAAAAUUGUUUUAAAAACAUAUUAUCAAUAUAUAUAUAUAAUAUUCACUGAAAUGUUCAUAUAUUAAACGAUUUAGCAAAAUUAAGCUACUGGUCAAU
This is a messenger RNA of Teleopsis dalmanni, 1972 nucleotides long. RefSeq names its product annexin B11-like. Gene Ontology annotation, cellular component: cytoplasm. The transcript is spliced from 8 exons. Lineage: Eukaryota; Metazoa; Arthropoda; Insecta; Diptera; Diopsidae. Gene Ontology annotation, molecular function: calcium ion binding; calcium-dependent phospholipid binding. The record is from RefSeq and is a predicted model, not a curated record. The coding region runs from base 23 to 1576 and encodes 517 amino acids.